Messenger RNA from Alosa alosa (allis shad), 981 nucleotides. It is a transcript of the gene rnf181, whose product is annotated as ring finger protein 181. Gene Ontology annotation, biological process: protein ubiquitination. The transcript has 6 exons. Gene Ontology annotation, cellular component: cytoplasm. NCBI's taxonomy places the organism in Eukaryota, Metazoa, Chordata, Actinopteri, Clupeiformes, Clupeidae. Gene Ontology annotation, molecular function: ubiquitin protein ligase activity. The coding region runs from base 268 to 744 and encodes 158 amino acids. The record is from RefSeq and is a predicted model, not a curated record.
CCGCAAUCUAGUAUGUAAAGUAGCCUACUUACUCUCAUACUAACUAUGCGCAUGUUUGUAUGUCGUCUUGUGAACGAUUGGUUCAUCUUAUUCUGACGUAGGCUAGUGUUGAUGGUGCCUAAGUUUUGAUUCUGUUAUGAUGAUGACAGUGCACUGAUAGCGCGCUCAGCGUUUGAUGCAGUCUAACAUUGGAACGACAGACCGCAAGAGUUCAUCCCAGGAGGCAGGUGACGCGCUCAUGUGUUCAUUUAAGCUGAUGUACCAAAAAUGACUUCCUAUUUCGACGAACAUGACUGUGAACCGACCAUUCCCGAGGAGCAGUAUCGUCAGAAUGCUCUACUUGAAUUAGCCAGAUCCCUGAUGCAGGGUCUGGAUAUUGACUCAGGGACAUUUGACAUUGACACAUCUGACUGGGAACAGCGUCUCCCUCCCGCUGCCUCCAAAACUGUCGUGCAGAGCCUGCCCGUUGUGAUCAUCAGCCCUGAGCAAGCAGACAAAGGACUGAAGUGCCCCGUGUGUCUAUUGGAGUUUGAAGAGCAGGAGUCAGCGCGGGAAAUGCCCUGUAAACACCUGUUCCAUUCGGGCUGUAUCCUGCCUUGGCUUGGCAAGACCAACUCAUGCCCCCUGUGCCGUUUCGAGUUGCCCACUGACAACCCUGAUUAUGAGGAGUUCAAGAAAGACAAGGAGAGGAGACGACAGCGGGAACACAGACUAGAAGAUUUACAUGGGGCCAUGUACACAUAGCUCCAGCCAACAGGAGAGACUCUUUUGCACAUCCACUGCAGCAUUCACCUAAGACAGUAAACAUUUUACUAUAACAAUCAGGACAAGAAGGACCCGGGAACAUUCUUUUUAAAUUUGCUGUAUGUAAAUAUAAAUGAUCAUUAAUGUUUUUAUGCCGAUGUAUGACAGAUAUAAUAUGUGAUGCUGAUUUCAUGUCCAUGUGAUGAUAAUUAAAAGUAAGAAUGGCUGCUGACAUAU